Molecule: messenger RNA, 1241 nt
Organism: Agrilus planipennis (emerald ash borer)
Lineage: Eukaryota; Metazoa; Arthropoda; Insecta; Coleoptera; Buprestidae
Gene: Sarnp
Product: SAP domain-containing ribonucleoprotein
Exons: 6
Coding region: 149-970 (273 amino acids)
Biological process (GO): poly(A)+ mRNA export from nucleus
Cellular component (GO): nucleus
Source: RefSeq, a predicted model, not a curated record
UCUUAUCUAUGGUCUGUACUAAACAAUAAAUAAUAGAAAACGUAAUGUAAUAAUUGUAAAGUAACUUACGAUUAUUCUUCUAAGAUUAUAGUACAAAUAAUGGUGAUUAAUUAUUAACAAAAAUCUUAAAGAGCUGCGUAAUUCAAAGAUGGAAGACAGCAUAUUAGAAGAAGUUAUGAAUAUCUCCAAACUAAAAGUGCCAGACUUGAAAAGAGAAUUGAAAGCUAGAGGUCUAAGUACAUCUGGAAACAAACAAGAAUUGUUAGAAAGACUGCAGUCAGCAUUGAAAAUUAAAAUAGAUGAUGCUGCCAGUGCAGCAUCUGCAGAUGAUUUAGAUGAAGACUUAUUGAAUGAUGAUGAUUUGGAUCAUGAACCUAUGGAUGGAUCUGAGUCCGUUUUAACAGAUAUUGAUGCUCAUUUAGAUGAAAAUAUAACACCCCCUACAGCAUUAAAGAAAGACAUCUCACAAGAAAAAGUCAUAAGUAAUGAACAAUCAGAAAGUAAAGCAAAAAAAGUAGUGCUGAAAAGAAAUUCAUCAGCUUUGGAAGAACAAUUAGAAAAUCAUGAAGUGCCAGAAGAAAAAUCAGAUACGAAAGAUAAAAAAAUUUUAAAGCUAUCACAGUUAAGUGUUAAAGAGAGACUGGAAAUGAGAGCAAAAAAAUUUGGAGUCCCUUUAACAGAUGAAGCAAAGAAAGCUGCAAGAUCACAAAGGUUUAGUAGUAAUUCUUCAUCUUCAACAAAUAUUUCUUCAAUAUCACAAGAGAAUGACCCAGUCAGUUUAGAUAUACUUAAAAAAAGGGCAGAUCGGUUUGGUGGAUCUGUUUCAACCGUAAUGUCAACUUUAGCUCAACAAGAAAGAUUGGAAAAAAGAAAACAAAGGUUUGGAGUUGUGACAAGUGUAAAUGGCUCAACAUCCCAAAGUGAAAAGGCUAAACAAAGGCUGGAACGUUUUAAAAUGUCUGUUUCCUAACUUUGAUUUUGAUAGUUGUAAGGUUCAAAUGAUGGUUUUUAAUUCAAAAUUGAACUAAUAAUUUAUAAUAGUGACUUCAUUAAACAUCAUUUUGUUUACUAUUUAAGACACCAUAAGUAUAACAGUUAAUUUUAAAAGUACACUUUCCUUUUUUUUUAUUUGUUACUGAAUGCUAAUCAUUAUAUUUUGUAUUGUUUAGCAAUAUGAAAUGUAGUCUUGAUUUCUAGUAUUUUUUGUACUUUAGUUUUGAAUAAAUAAGUCAGAUGAUGAA